UCGUUCCCGCCCUAAUGCCACAAAAUGUUCAAUUAGGAAUUCCGAUUUUCAACGUAGUUGCAAUUCUCAAACAAAUUUGGUUUCAAUCUCUACACUUUCAUCUGCAAUCGAAGAUCGGUGGUGACUGUUAGAGAUACAAUCGUUUCUGCUUCUCCUGUUGACGACGCGAUGGUGAAGGAAUCAACACCGCCUAAUUCAAGAGCUAAUCUGAAGAAGCCUCCAUGGCAGACUGUUCUCACUUUUUUCACCAAAAACUACGCCCUUUUAUUGGUAGUACUGCUUUUGUCUGAGACGAUUCUGCGGUUGCUAUUUGGGAACAAUGACGUUUAUCCUUUAGGGCUCGAUAGACGGACUGCUGAGGAAACCAAGUCCCUGUUACAUACGACUACCAAGAUGAUGCAGGUUCAGAUUGAAGCUGUGGACAGAAAAAUCGAGAAAGAGAUCGAAGAUUUAAGAAACGAAUUGAGUGAGAGAAUAGACGAGAAUGAUUUCUUCUAUGGGGCCAGAUUGCGUGAUUUUGGCGAAAGGGUUGAUAGUAUUGGGCGAUCAUUGAUUAGCGAGGAAAGGUUAUGGAAAGAUGAAUUCAACAAAAGUAUAGAGAAAUUAAAGUUCAAAAAGGGGAAGGAUGAAGGGGAUUUUAGGUUGGAUGAAAUGAAGGGUUAUGUGAAGGAGAUGAUUGAGAAGGCAAUCGACAAUCAUGCUGCUGAUGGACUUGGUACUAUUGACUAUGCGGUUGCUUCUGGUGGAGGAAUGGUGGUGAAACUCUCUGAACCCUACAAUUUGCAAAAUGCGAUUCAUCUGUCUGCUCUGAAGAUUCUGCAACCUAGUUUUGGUGAACCUGGUCAAUGUUUGCCUCUCAAAGGGGACAGUGGUUAUGUUGAGAUCAAAUUGAGGCAAACCAUCAUCCCAGAGGCUAUAACUCUUGAACAUGUUGCAAAGAGUGUGGCAUACGACAGAUCUAUGGCUCCUAAAGAGUGUAGAGUGUUUGGAUGGUUGCAUCCUGAUUCCAAGAAGAUGGUUUUGCUAAGAGAGUUCACAUAUGAUCUUGAAAAAAGAAAUGUACAAACAUUCAAUGUUUGGGAGAAUGGAUAUGCUGUGAACAUGAUGAGAUUUGAGUUCAAAUCAAACCAUGGAGAUCCCACUCACACUUGCAUAUAUCGCUUCAGGGUUCAUGGUUAUGAGCCUGAUUCUCUCUCAUCAUAGAUUCUUCAGACUAGUAAAAAUGAGUCAGCUUUUUCAAGUGAAGUGAUGAUGAAUCUAUUGGAAUAACAAUGAGAGGUAACUGUAGCAACUUUUGUUGUCAUAUAUUUUGAAAAUAUACCAUAACUUGUAGUAACAGUCUUUUUUUUUUCUUGUGAAAAGUUAAACCAUGCUUUUCCAUUUCUUUCAUAAAAUCUUCUUAUAAAAUUCAUCUUUACAUGUCAACUCAGUCAUUCCAUUCCAAAUAUGACACAGUUAUUAUUAAAGUUUGUGAAAUGGCAAAAUGGGGAGAACUUGUAAGCAACACCAAGAGAAAUUCAGAUUGUCAAAUUCUAAUCA
This is a messenger RNA of Lactuca sativa (garden lettuce), 1539 nucleotides long. Its product is annotated as SUN domain-containing protein 1. Gene Ontology annotation, molecular function: protein-membrane adaptor activity. The record is from RefSeq and is a predicted model, not a curated record. Gene Ontology annotation, cellular component: nuclear envelope. Lineage: Eukaryota; Viridiplantae; Streptophyta; Magnoliopsida; Asterales; Asteraceae.